This is a messenger RNA of Drosophila kikkawai, 534 nucleotides long. RefSeq lists its product as uncharacterized. The record is from RefSeq and is a predicted model, not a curated record. NCBI's taxonomy places the organism in Eukaryota, Metazoa, Arthropoda, Insecta, Diptera, Drosophilidae.
AUGCGGGCAGUAUACUUUUUCAGCCUAUUUCUGAUUACCACCUUGGUGGUGGUGGAUGGAAAGUUCAAGAGUCUUUUCUGUACCUGUUACGAUCCUGAUUUUGGAGAAUUUCCACUGUGUAGAAUCAAGGCCAUUAAUAGGUACAGGAACUCGAUUGGCAUUACCUUCUUGCAGAAACAGAGAACAGAAGGCGGUACGGUUCGAUUGGAGCUUUUCAACAGGGCCAAUGGCUGGCGGCCCUUUCUGUACAACAUUUCCGCUAACAUCUGCGAUGUGUUGGACAAAAACAAUAAUAUAAUCAUGGCAAUAGGCUUGGCCUACCUGAGACCAUAUUUAGGCCCCAGUGCGGGUUGCCCUUUCAAGGCUAACGACACGUUCAAGUGUGUGGAUCUUGAGUUCGAGUUUGAUCAUUUUCGAACUCGUUUUCCCAUCGAGACUGGGGAAUAUGCAUUGAAACUGAGUUUUUACUACCGUAAAACCCUUAAACUUUCCAUAAACGGUUCGGCAGAGUACUCCAACUACAGAGAACAUUAA